Messenger RNA from Seminavis robusta, 2325 nucleotides. Lineage: Eukaryota; Bacillariophyta; Bacillariophyceae; Naviculales; Naviculaceae. The record is from the annotation of a GenBank genome assembly.
AGUGAUCCUGCUGGAAUAUCUCGCUCAUUCCGAAAUGGCCACAAAGAGUUCAAAGACCAUCCUUAGUGACAGGAAGGAAGUCGCACACAGCAAGGACGUUGUGAGCGGCAGCGACGCGAUCGCGACUGUGGUUGGCGGCACGAAGAAUUCCACCGAGGGCGACAGGAUGGCUACUGAUAUCGUCGUGAGUGGUGGUGAAAAGAAGAAGGCAAUUGGAAAAGUCGAGAACAACACAGAGUCUCCCUUACGGCAGGCCAUGAAUGUGGCAGCAUCCACAGAUGAUUUUGAUCCUCUCAGCAGUGUAUUGCCCAUGCCGCUACCAACAGCAGACAACAAUCAAAAUCAGCAACCUGCUAUGGUGCGUCCUGGAGCAUACGCCGUCGCACCUGGAAUAUACUUCCAGAGAGCCACCUUCCUUAGCCAUUCCCUAGUAGUGGGUGUUCGUUCAGAGGAAUUCAGAAGGGGGGGAUCCGAUGAAGAGCAACCAGCCGGGAAUAGUGAAGGCCGCGCCGUCGGUUUGGCUGUGGCCAACCCAGUAAGUGAAAUUUUCCCCUACCAGCUGCCGCAAGCCUUCAACUUUGAUGACAGUAAACAAGCUGUGAUGAAGAGAAUGCACAACUCCAAGCAAAUCAAAACAUUUCUUCUGCUCGUGAGCAUUGCCCUUACUGCAUUUGGUAUGGUGGUACUCGCCGUUCUGAUCCCGGGAAAUUCCACUGCAGCCACUACUACUGCACCAUCAACGACACAGGUUCCUGCGAUAACAGCAGCACCCAUCUCGAACAAAGGAUUCCUUGAUUCAUUGCUAAACAACUGCACCAUCCAAGGUCAGGAAGACCAUGGGUCGCCUCAGUUCAAAGCCUAUCAAUGGCUGAUGGAAGACUCUGAUAACUUGCCUUUCUACACCAUCCAUCGGAUCAAGCAGAAAUUUGCCCUUGCCACAGUAUUCUAUUCAACUGGUGGUAGCACAUGGGAUGACAACACAAACUGGCUCAACCAUUCUGUCCACGAAUGUGACUGGUUCAGGGCACCAGAUUUUGGCAGGAAAUCAAGAGUAACAAAGUUCUAUCCAGGAUACUUGGAAGGCUUUUUGGAACCUCUUCCAACCACAGUCUGUAACAAUGAUGGGCUUUAUCAACAUCUCUGGCUUGACCAGAACAAUCUUGUGGGAUCUCUUCCUGAAGAGCUGUACAUGUUGACUUCUUUGCGGACAGUAUCAUGUGGCUGGAAUCAACUGGAAGGGACCAUUUCAAGUCACAUUGGACAGCUGACAUCUCUAGAAGGACUCUAUCUACAAAAUCUGCAUCUGACAGGUACUUUACCAACUGCAGUGGGCCUACUAUCAGGCCUCCAAGUCUUCUCUCUGAGUACCAAUCAAAUCGAGGGGUCCAUUCCUUCAGAGGUAUGGCAGCUGACCAAAUUGAGGGAUGUGAGUUUGAGGCGCCUGAAACUGAAGGGCACUCUGCCCUCAGAGAUAGCCGCUCUCUCCAGGUUGAGAUAUUUUCUGCUGGCCGAGUCUGACUUCUCUGGCACAAUUCCAUCAGAGCUGGGUCUACUUGAAUCUCUAAAGGCACUUGGUCUCUACUCAAAUCAAUUCUCAGGCAGUCUGCCAAGCGAGCUGGGUCAGUUGACUGUUCUAUCAGGUUUCCGGUUCUGGGGCAACUAUCUGGAGGGAACCCUCCCUACAGAGUUGGGCCUUGCAACAUCACUGAUCAAUAUUCAUGGAGGGCAGAACCAGUUUUCUGGCCAGAUUCCCAGUGAAUUCGGCAUGCUCACAUAUCUGGAGGCUAUCCUGAGUUUCCAUGACAACUCUCUUACACAAACUAUCCCAACAGAGCUUGGCCUCCUGACUAGGCUUCAAGAGCUCCAGAUCCAAGACAACGAAAUAUCCGGCUGGAUCCCUUCUGAAAUUGGAAAGCUUACCUCACUGGAACACAUGGCCCUUGCCAAUAAUUCUCUGUCGGGUACUCUUCCAGAGGAGCUAUCCAUUCUCAAGCAGUCUCUCCACACAUUAUCUUUGACUGGGAAUCCUUUGCUGUCUGGGUCUGUUCCUGCAACUCUUUGCGCCCUCAAUGGUACCUGUGAUGGAAACAAUUUUGGAUUUGAACCAUGCAGAGAAGCGGGUGGUCUGUCAUUUGACUGCACAGAUAUACUUUGUGGUUGUGAAUGUUAUUGCCCCAAAUGAAGCAUUUAACCGUACAGGGUCAUUGACUGGAUCUCUGCAUGACAUGCAGGCUCCAUGCCAGUGAUCCUGUCUGUCCACACUGUGACACUCCUUACCCAUGUCUACAUCUCUCUUGCAGAAGAAGCCAUUCUUGUAUAGGCAUU